This is a messenger RNA of Saccostrea echinata, 5446 nucleotides long. RefSeq names its product MORC family CW-type zinc finger protein 3-like. NCBI's taxonomy places the organism in Eukaryota, Metazoa, Mollusca, Bivalvia, Ostreida, Ostreidae. The coding region runs from base 1 to 2286 and encodes 761 amino acids. Gene Ontology annotation, cellular component: nucleus. Gene Ontology annotation, molecular function: zinc ion binding; ATP hydrolysis activity. The transcript has 17 exons. The record is from RefSeq and is a predicted model, not a curated record.
AUGGCGGCGAGAGGAAUCUUAACUUCAAGGGUGUCUCCUGAUUACCUACAUAGUAAUUCCACCAGCCACACCUGGGCAUUUUCAGCCAUUGCAGAAAUCAUAGACAAUGCGUAUGACCCAGAUGUGAAUGCUUCAGAGUUAUGGAUCGACAAACGAGACAUCAAUGGAAAGGUUUGUCUGACCUUCACAGACAACGGAAAUGGAAUGGUCCCCGAAAAACUUCACAAAAUGCUCAGUUUUGGCUACUGUGAAAAGGUAGCUGUUGGAAACCACCAACCCAUUGGUCACUACGGCAAUGGCUUUAAGUCUGGCAGCAUGCGUUUGGGGAAGGAUGCUAUUGUUUUCAGUCGGCGAGCGGACGUGAUGAGUGUUGGACUUCUCUCUCAGACAUAUCUGAAGGCCAUCAAAGCAGAGACAGUACUUGUACCGAUCAUCUCGUGGAAUCUCCCAAACAAAACCAGAAGAACCUCCCCAGAGACUAAAAAUAACUUGUCAGCAAUAUGUACUCACUCCAUUUUCAAAGAUGAGAAAGAACUACUGAGUGAGCUCGACUCGCUGGAAAAAUUGAGAACUGGGACAAGAAUCAUUGUAUACAACCUCACUAAGAACAACAACUCUGGAAAUUUGGAGCUGGACUUUCUCAGUGACCCACUGGACAUCAGAAACCCAGAGUCCCAUCUCAUUGACUACUCCACAAUCAACAGGACAAUCCACGACAAAAGUCCCGAGUAUAAAGUCUCUCUUAGGGCGUACUGCAGUAUUUUGUACUUGAAGCCAAGGAUGAAAAUUGUUCUGCGGGGAAAGAAGGUGAAAACAAAAAUGAUCAGUAAAAGCUUGUCUGAGACGGAGACUGAUGUCUACAAGCCGACCUGGAUCAAUAAACCAAUAGUGAUUAAAUUUGGAUUCACGUCCAGUAAAAACCCAGAGGAUUAUGGAGUAAUGUUGUACCACAAAAACCGACUGAUUCGGGCUUAUGACAAAGUAGGAUGUCAAAAACAGGCUAAUGAGCUUGGUGUAGGAAUUGUGGGUGUGGCCGAAGCCUUCUUCUUGACGCCGACCCACAACAAACAGGACUUCAGCCGUGACGACAAGUACAAUGCCUUUAUGACAAAUGUUGGAAUCAAACUGAAUGAUUACUGGAAUGAGAAGAGAGGGGUGACCAAUAACACAGCAUCCUCUUCAAAGAACAAAGUACUAGCUCCUGAUUGGCUGUGGGCCCAGUGUGAUAACUGCUUACAGUGGAGAAGGUUACCGGGAGGCUUCAGACAGGAGGAUCUCCCUGACAAGUGGUACUGUCACAUGAACCCCGACGCUGCAUUCAAUCGCUGUGAAAUUCCUGAAGAACCAGAGGAUGAAGAUGAGGCUUUGAUGGGCCCCAGCUAUAAAAAGACAUUUAAAAAACAACAGUCUGAACUCAGGCUGAAAAUCAAGCUACAGGAGAAACAGAAAGAGAUUCAACUUUCAGAGAAAGAAAAACAGCUCCAGAGGAAGGAAAUGGAAAUGAACCAGCGCAAAAAAUCAGAAUCCUUCAGUCCUAUUGUCGAGAAGCUGAAGAAGCUUGAAGAGAAGGCAGCGAAACAAGAGAAGAUGAUAGCGGCUCUCCACAGAGAGCGAGUCCAACAGGAAGCCGCGAGUCGACAAAUGCUGGACGCCGCGGAGAAUCUGAAUCUCGUCAACCUAAGACAAAGUGAGCUCCUGGACAAAGUGGCCCGAGGAGCAGAUAUCAGGUCCUCAUCUUCCCCAGCUUCAAGGAAGAGGAAACAUUCCAGUAACAGUAUUUGUAUAAAGACAGAAGACGGCAGUGUUGUGGAGGUUAUACCUAACCCCGAUCACGAUGACCGAGUGGUGGAUCUAACCGAGGACUCAGACGAGGAAGGAGAAGGCGCUCCGUCGUCCUCAAAACAAUCCAAAGAAGAAGAUCUGAAGUCUACUCCCAGUAAGGGGGAGAACUCCAAAUCUACCACAAAAACAAACAGUAAAGAUAGUAAAACUAGUGCUUCCAGUGGUCAGGCAGAUGAUGUUAAACCUAACCUUGAUAAACUGAAGGAGCAGAUCAACAAGUUACGGACAUUUAAAGAGAAAGGUGUACAGACAGAGGGGAGGGAGGAGUCAGAGGAGGAGAAGAGCUAUAAGGAACGGUUACUCGCCUUCCAAAAAAACGUCCACGAACUGCUAAGGAGGAUCGACCCCAGUAAAGAGUGGGGGGGAUCCGAGAAUAUAGAGGACGUUAUUGUGCAAAUGAUGAAACACAUCGAACCAAACGGGGAGGAAAAUGAUUCAGAUUGAAGUAUAGAUGUUGGUGGAUCGGAGAGUAUGGAGACAGUCACUGAACCAAUGGUGAUUGAGAUUAAAGCUUAGAUACUCAAGUUGGUGGAUCUAAGAUUGUAGUGUGACAGUCAUUGAACUAAAUGUGACUCAGAUUAAAGCUUAAAUACAGGUGAUUCUGAGAAUAUUGUGGCAGUGAUUUGUUCAGUUGGUAAAACACAUGGAAACUUGUUGGUUAGUAGACCCAUUCACAUUGAACUUGUGGUCAUAGAGGAUGUACAAUCCUGUACAUGUAUUAGGGAUAGGUAUUAGAUAGAUUGAUAAAACUGAUACAUAUGAUCAAAUAUAAAUACACAAGGGAAUGUUCCUAGUUUUCAAUACUAUUUUUUAUGCCAGACUUUGAAUUAAGAUACAACUUUGAGAUUAUUCACAUCAAUAACUGCCACAAAAUCAGUACCUGAUUAAAAACUGACAGGGAGUCAGAUACAUAUGUUUUUUUCACACUUUCAACAAACAGAACUCUAUGGCACAUGUACAUGAUUGUAUAUAAUGUAUGAGACACUAUUACAUACAGAAUGUAAGCAUUACUGUUGGGUUAUUUUAUUAAUUACAUUGGGAUUUUUUGCUGUGUAUUUACAAGUAAGAGUUUGUAGAAACAUGAAGUUUUAAUAUGUUAACAAUGAAACAUUAUAUGAUGUCUUUAUUUUACAAGGGAUUUGAUAUACAUGUAUGUGUGUGAAUAUGGAGGGGUUUGUAAAAUUUAUUUGUUACCUACAAAAUGAGUCAUGAACAGAUUUUAUAAUGAUAUGAAGAACUGAAUCAGUUUUGUAUUUUGACUGUUGUAUACUGUAUAAUAAAGGUGUAUAUGUUUAAAUCUACUGUAUAUGUAUAUUUUUUAAAACAAUUCUCAGGGAGAAGAAACACACAGCAUCCAUUACACUAGUUUGUAAGAAUUGGUGUGUUUUGUCAUUAUGUGUUGAGGUAUUUUACAUUGCUUAUUAAGUUCCAUUCUAAAAUCCAAAUAUAUUUUUCAGUUUUAUUAUUUUCUUGGAUAAAUACAGAGGAAUAGUCGGGAUUUCUUGUCUUUAACUACAUUUAAGAUACAGGAAAAUUCUGAGAAGUUCUGGAAAUAAUAAACAGGCUUUACUAAUUAAAUCACAAAUGCAAUCGGAGCUUACAAGUUGUUGUAACUCUUGGUGAAACAGAAUUACAAACAGUGUGUCAAAUUUACUACAUGUAUCUUUAACAGGUUAGUGAAAUGGUCACCAGUAAAAACAAAUGAUAACAAAUUUCUGCUAAACUGUUAACUUCACUUAAUGAGUGGUCUUUGCUUUCUUUAACUUAUAAAACCUGGUAUUUGAUUUGGCCUGUCUUUAAACAUUUUACCCUAUGGCUCCAUGUCAUAGUAUGAAUGGAUGUUUACAGUGUAUCAGCUGGAGUUAUCUGAAAUGUGUUGUUACUAGAUCCUACCCCAUAAUAUAUGUACAUAUAAUAUUUUAUUUUGUGGGGACUCAAUUUUCUUGGGUACCUUAGCCUUGCAUUUACAAUCUGAAUGAAUAAUAAUUUAUUGCUUAUAUCUUUCAUAAUGAAAGGAUUGUGCAUGAAUUGACAUCCCAGGAAUUAAAAUAAUUCCAAAAUACUGUGCAAAAAAAAAAAAGAAUCUUGCCAAUGUGUUUUGUAAAACUGAAUUUUGAGAGUUUAUUUUGUGUGUGAUAAAGAUUUAACAUCAUAAGAUGAAGAAGUUUAUAUAUGCAUUUUGGUCACAUUUUCUUCAUGCAUUUUAUUUGUUUUGUAAAUAGAUGAAUGUUAUGUAUUUGGCACUAAUCUUUUCCAAUUCAUAUCGGACUUUAUUUUGUCCUAGUCAAGUUGUUUUGAUACCAGCUACAUUUGUUUAAAAUCUUAGAAGUAAGUUAGAGUUAAUUAUGAACCUCAAGAAUUAGAAUCAGGUCAAUCAAGUACAAAUGUAGUCAUCAUUUAAAGGAGGUGAAUACAAAACAAACUGAUUUACAGGAGAAUGAUUGUGCUGACAUUCAUUACACUUUGUAAAUACUAGGUUAACUACAUUUCUAGUCAUGAAACAAAGUGUAUCACCUAUAACAAAGUGUAUCAUCAACAACAAAAUGUAUCACCCACAACAAAGUGUCUCACCCACAACAAAGUGUAUCACCCACAACAAAAUGAAGUUUUGUUGGGGAGAUUUUGCAUCUUUUUUUAAUUUCCUGUCAGAACUCAGAAAGGGUUCCAUCAUAAAUUAUUUAUCCUUAACAUUCCCUUAUUCUAGUGUUUUCCCUAUAAAUCUAAUCAUGUGAAACUAUCUUUAUAUAGACAUUUGUAUUUGUUCCUCGAGUUCACACUAAGUACAUAUGUCCUGGUAUAUUCUUAAAUUCAUACUUUGUAGGAAAUUUAGAAUGUUUCAGACAGCAGAGUAUAUUUGUAUGACCCUAAUUUGAUAAGUUUUAAUACACCAAGCAUUUAUUUGCUUACUUUAUGUUUAUAUUUGUACUAAAACUUGCUGUAUAUAAUAAUUACAAGUCUGUAUAUUUGAAUAUAAGCAAACUUGAUUUAUACAGAAAAUAUGAUAGUGAUAUAUCAUAAUAUUACUGUGGAAUCAUUUUAUAUUGUGGGGGUCAAUGGUCAUGGGCAAGCAAAAUUUUACUGGUUUCAUGGGGACUUAAUUUUGUGGGUAACUCUUUAUACAGAAGAUUCAAAACAUUGAGAAAAUAUUCGUUCAUAGGGAAUUUAAAUUUGUGGGUAAGAGUGACCACAAAACCCUUGUACAUUGAUCCCCCAAGAACGAUGAUUGCACAGUGCCUUGUCUUGAAGAAAUAACUCUUUAUAUGGUUGAAGGUGUAGUUGUUAAUGUGUGAUAUUGUCAAAAGAUGUUACUUUAAAAUCACAUAUUUUCUAUUGUUUAGUGUAAAGAGAACUUUGAAUGGAUGUCCUAAAUGAAUUAUUAAAAUUUCUAACUUCAGUUACUGUAUGCUUGUCUACCAUUUCUCAAUUUUUUCUUGACUUCAGUAUAAUCAAAGAUGGUAGCAUUUUGCAUUGUACGUGCUAUGUAUCACUUGUAUAUACUUUAAAAGUACUGAAAUGAUGCAAACUGAGAUGUGAAAUUUUAUUUUCAUUUUACUAGCAAAUUAUAGAGUUGUUAUUUGAUCCAUUAAAGCCUUUUAAUACCAAA